GUACGCGCAUGCGCAGUAGAGCGAGUGAGUGUGUGUAACGCACGACAGUACGCAUAAAGCAGCAAGGACAAUAAAUAAAGUAUACUUGUACCUGAAACUUGUGUGAUUAUUGUGAAUACCCGAAUAUUACAAGUGGCGACGAGGAAGAAGAACUUGAGUGCCAAGAAGUAAAUAAACAGAUCAUCUAAAUGGCUCAACUAGCCUCGACGCUGACAAGUCUCAAUUGUUUUGAUUGUGACGGUGACCCAGCUUCUGUAGGCACACGCUGGGAAAAAUGGAAGAGAGCACUGGAAAUAUAUCUAUUAGCUUUGAACAUAGAUAAACCAGCAAAUAAAAGAGCAACGCUCCUACACACCGGAGGACUAACUUUACAGGAUAUCUAUUAUAAUAUACCAGGAGCACACGUGGAUGAAGCAGAAGGAGUAGACGUCUACAAGGUCGCACUUAAUAAAUUAGAUGAAUAUUUUUCACCAAAACAAAGCAAGGUUUAUGAAAGACAUCUAUUUAGACUGAUAAAACAAGAAGAGAGUGAAAAAUUUGAAAAAUUCCUACUCAAAUUAAGAAACCAAGCAAACAAGUGUAAGUUUACAAACAUUGAAGAACACCUAAUAGACCAAAUAGUAGAGAAAUGCAAUUCAACGGAGUUACGGAAAAAAAUACUAUCAACAGGAGACAACAUGACACUCGACCAGAUUAUUAGUGAAGCAAACGCGUUGGAAGCAGUCAGCAGACAACUAGAAGUCUUUAAUAAAAAAGACUUAAGUCAUCAAGAACGAAAUAAUAAUGAAAUCAACAAAUUAGACUUUAAAAAGUACAAAAGUUCAAAUAAACAAGCAAAUAAUAGGAAUGCCGACGAGACUUGCUCAAGAUGCGGCAGCAACAAGCAUUCACAGUAUGACAAGAAAUGUCCAGCAAGAGAUAAAAGAUGUCUCAAAUGCAAUCUCUUUGGCCACUUCAGAGAAUAUUGCAGGACAAAACAAAAGAGAAAGAUAUUUGAAAAAAAGACAGAAACUAGACCUAACAAACAUAAGCAAGAAGACACUAAAACUGAAGAAGUAGACUAUAUUUUCCAUCUGGAUGAGGACUCGGUUAUAAAUUGUUUAGUGGGAGGAAUAAAGAUUGAAAUGCUAAUCGACUCAGGAAGCAAGUGCAAUGUUAUCACCGAUAAGACCUGGCAAUAUCUAAAGGAACACGAGGUAAAGGCUUAUCAACAAAUAAAAAAGCCAGAUAAAGUACUUCUGCCAUAUGGAAGUAAAAAACCUUUAGACAUUAUUGGAUCAUUUCAAGCAGAUAUCACCAUUAACACCAAUAAUUCCCCACGGAGAGCGACUUUCUACGUUAUUCGCAAUGGGACGCGAAACCUACUAGGGAAAAAUACCGCAAUCGAGCUAGGGGUACUGCAAAUCGGUCUUCAAAUAAACGCCAUCCAACCACUUCCGAAGUUCAAAGACGUCAAAAUUACAAUACCAAUAGACAAAACCGUCAAACCGGUAAUCCAACCAUAUAGAAGGAUACCGAUUCCUUUAGAAAAUAAAGUUAACGAAAAACUGGCAGAACUGAAGGAUUCCGACAUCAUUGAAAAGGUUCACGGACCUUCACCAUGGGUAUCGCCGAUGGUACCUGUAUUAAAAGAAAACGGCGAAGUACGUAUUUGCAUCGACAUGCGACGUGCCAAUAAAGCAAUAAUAAGAGAAAACCACCCAUUGCCUACGAUGAACGAGAUGCUACCAAACUUUAGACAAGCGAAAUAUUUCUCCCGAUUAGACAUAAAAAACGCAUUUCAUCAAGUAGAGAUAGACCCUGAUUCUCGGUACAUAACAACUUUCAGCACCAGCAAAGGGCUUUUCCGAUAUAAAAGACUAAUGUUUGGGAUAUCCUGCGCCCCAGAGAUAUUUCAAAAGGUUCUUGAAAGAAUGCUUCUAGGAUGCGAAGGCACAUCAAACUUCAUCGACGAUAUAAUUGUGUACGGACAAGAUGAACUUUCCCAUGAUAAAAGGCUGAAAAAGUAUUGGAAGUCCUGA
Nylanderia fulva is the source of this 2021-nucleotide messenger RNA. NCBI's taxonomy places the organism in Eukaryota, Metazoa, Arthropoda, Insecta, Hymenoptera, Formicidae. The record is from RefSeq and is a predicted model, not a curated record.